UUUGAAAAGAUUGCAUAAUAAUUAACUUUAAUGAAUCCAGAAAUUCAAAAGAAGGCAUCUCUUUUAUCAAAAGAUAUAUGGAGUGAUGACCUGGUAUCUUAUGAUGAUAGUGAAGAUUGCUCACCUCAGAUGCCUAAGGUGACUCAUCAGUUUUCAAAUACUCUCAAAGAUAACAAAGGGAAAUCUAAUAAAGAAGAUUUUAUGAAUAUUUGAGAAAUUCCCUGUAAGGUGCAAUUUUUCAAAGAUGGUCCAGUUAUUAUUGGAAAAUCUACAGCUUUUAAGACAUCCUCUAAGCCUCAUUCUCGUGGAAAGAGAGUGAAGCCGCAGUCAUACAACUCUAUUUCCCCAAGGAGGAACUCAAAGCCUUUGAAAGAGGUACCCUCGAGUGAGAUCCUACAGUUGCUUAUUUCUUGAAGAGAGCCUUAGUUUAUCUGCAAGAAAGCUACUAUUUAACGUUUCUAAUUUCUCAUAAAAUUUUAGGAAAACUUGAAAAUAAAAUUUUAGAAAUAUUUAUAAAAUAUUAGUUUAGAAAUUUCAUUAAAAUGGAGCUUGAAAAUUUGGCUGAGUUUUUGGAGAAAUAAAACUUUUAACCAAGCAUUUGAAAGGAAAGAUAGAGGGUUUUAAAUAGGUUAUAAGGCCAGUACGGUUAAAAUUGAACACCCAGGCUUUUGGAUAGGUAUUAAAGCCGAUUUUUAAGUUGAAUUUUGGUUUGGAGAAAUUUUAUGGAAAAAGAAGUGUCUUCGAUAAUAGAAUGUUAUGUUAGGGAAAAAGUGUGGGCUGAUUUUGAGAACUGUAGGAGGUGCUAAUUUCCAAUCAAAUUUUAUUUGACUCCUUAUUUUUAAUAGUAUUAAUAAACCUAUACCAUAAUUAAUUGAAGAAUAUGAACGUAUAAAAUACUGCAGCAACUCUAAGAACUCCAAUAAACUAUUAAUUUUCUAAAACUCAUUGUUCUUAUUUCUCAUUUCAUCUCUAAGGAAUUUUUUCAUUAAGUCUUUUACUUUUACCAACCAUCCAAAUUAAGCCAGAAAAGUAAGGAAGUUUCUUUUCAAAAGAGUGACUAGGAUAGACCAUUCAUAAACGUAAUUGCUUCAAGUAUUUUCCUCAUUGAAAUCCUACUAGCUUGCCGUUCCAAGAAGGUUACUUGUGACUAAACAAUGAAGGAAAUCGGAUUCUUAUCUCCAAUUUUUAUUUUAUGCACAUUCAAAAGGAAAUUAAUGGCUUUGGGCUAAUAAAAUUAUGAUGCUCCCACUCUCGAAGGUGAGACACAGAACUCCUCCAGGUCUCUCAGUGU
Moneuplotes crassus is the source of this 1291-nucleotide messenger RNA. Lineage: Eukaryota; Ciliophora; Spirotrichea; Euplotida; Euplotidae. The record is from the annotation of a GenBank genome assembly.